Guyanagaster necrorhizus is the source of this 362-nucleotide messenger RNA. RefSeq lists its product as uncharacterized. The transcript has a single exon. The record is from RefSeq and is a predicted model, not a curated record. Lineage: Eukaryota; Fungi; Basidiomycota; Agaricomycetes; Agaricales; Physalacriaceae. The coding region runs from base 133 to 345 and encodes 70 amino acids.
GUAAUACAAGGGAGAGGUGGAUGGGGGACAAAAAACUUGACGACUUGUACAAUAAUGGUCCAGUAAUACUGAAUGAGGAUUGGUUAAGUCUGGCGAAGCCAAGACUACUCGAGUGAGCCAAUUGUGAGAUAAAUGAAGAGGCGGAGCCUCACCAGGCAACAGGAGUUACUGACAGGUGAAGGAGGAGGCGAAGCCUCGAAGCCUGGGAUUGGUGGUCAGGAAAGAUUGACAGUGAGAAAGCGGAGCUCAUCUCACUUAGGGAUGCGGGAUGAAAGUAGGAAUGAAGAAGAGACACCUGGCGCCGAUGUCUCUCAUGAAUCAGCAUCAGCCGAGACUCGGCACUGAGACAGAGACGGCACCGG